GCCCUCCUCUGCUGCAUCAUCGUGGCGCGUCGCGUCCACUUUCCUGCGGAUCAUGAUGACGUUGGUUGAAUUCCGAUCUUUUGAACAAAACUGUCAAACUCGGAGUCGUCAGAACAACCAUCUACAGAACUUGACUUCGCCCAACUGCCAAAGAAUAAACUCCAAUCAAGACACGUCCCAUAGUCCCCAAAUCUCUCAAAAUGGCGAGCGCAACAAGAGCAGAGCUCAUCAAGAAGGUGUACACCAUGGUGCCGCCUAUGCUUGAGAGCUUCCACAAAGGUCAACUGGGUCGUGUAGCCGUCAUCGGUGGCAGCGAAGACUACACCGGUGCACCAUACUUUUCCGCCAUGGCCUCUGCAAAAUUGGGUUGUGACAUGUCCCACGUGAUCUGCGAGCCAGGCGCCGGUGCAGUAAUCAAGACAUAUUCACCCAAUCUUAUGGUACACCCGUAUAUGCGACAGUCCAAGAACCUUACACAGUCUGAGAGCGCAGAGUCCGUGUCAGCCGAAGUCGUCGGCAUGCUAUCUCGUCUGCACGUUAUUGUCAUCGGGCCCGGACUCGGACGUGACCAGCUCAUGCAGGAUACAUGCGCACAGGUGAUUCAGGAGGCGCGCAAACAGGGCAUCCCCUUUGUACUGGACGCGGAUGGUUUGUACCUUGCGCAGACGCGACCGGAGCUUGUGGACGGAUGCACUGAGUGCAUUCUCACGCCGAAUGUGGUUGAGUUUGGACGGCUGGCAAAGGCAAAGGGCGUCAAUGUCGACGAGGGCGACCCUUCGGAGUUGUGCGCAAAGCUGUCCAAGGCGUUUGGAGGCGUCACCAUCAUCCAGAAGGGGCCCAAGGACUACAUUUCCAACGGCGCACAUACGCUGGUGUCGGAGGGCGAGGGUGGAUUGAAGCGUUCCGGUGGUCAGGGCGAUACGCUGACGGGGAGCUUGGCCACGCUGCUCGCGUACCGCAAGGCGUAUCAUGACAAGAUCUGGGACCAUGGGACGGACAUGGAUAGGAGUGAGACGCUGGCGCUUGCGGCAUUUGGUGGCUCGGCGAUCACCAGGGAGUGCUCCAAGCUGGCGUAUAAGGAGAAGGGCAGGUCGCUGCAGGCUAGUGAUCUGACGGAGCAUGUGCAUACGGCGUUCUUGAACAUCAUCGGGGAGAAGGAGGAGACGCCUAAGUUGUGA
Messenger RNA from Dothidotthia symphoricarpi CBS 119687, 1178 nucleotides. RefSeq names its product YjeF domain-containing protein. NCBI's taxonomy places the organism in Eukaryota, Fungi, Ascomycota, Dothideomycetes, Pleosporales, Dothidotthiaceae. Gene Ontology annotation, biological process: metabolite repair. The record is from RefSeq and is a predicted model, not a curated record. Bases 201 to 1178 code for a protein of 325 amino acids. The transcript has 3 exons. Gene Ontology annotation, molecular function: ATP-dependent NAD(P)H-hydrate dehydratase activity.